Messenger RNA from Orycteropus afer afer, 1032 nucleotides. RefSeq names its product ankyrin repeat and SOCS box containing 1 (gene ASB1). Gene Ontology annotation, biological process: intracellular signal transduction; protein ubiquitination. Bases 1 to 1032 code for a protein of 343 amino acids. Gene Ontology annotation, cellular component: ubiquitin ligase complex. The transcript has 5 exons. Gene Ontology annotation, molecular function: protein binding. Lineage: Eukaryota; Metazoa; Chordata; Mammalia; Tubulidentata; Orycteropodidae. The record is from RefSeq and is a predicted model, not a curated record.
AUGGCGGAGGGCAGCAGCCCCGAGGAGCGCCCCGAGGCGGGCCUGCAGGCCGGGGCCGGGCCGGGGCCCGCAGGUCGGAAUCUGAAGGAGUGGCUGAGGGACCAGUUUUGUGACCACCCUCUGGAGCAGUGUGGGGACACGAGGCUCCAUGACGCAGCCUACGUUGGGGACCUACAGACCCUCAGGCACCUGUUGGAAGAGGAGAGCUACCGGAGCCGUAUCAAUGAGAAGUCUGUCUGGUGCUGCGGCUGGCUCCCUUGCACGCCACUGCGCAUCGCGGCCACCGCUGGCCACGGGAACUGUGUGGAUUUUCUCAUCCGAAAGGGGGCGGAGGUUGACCUGGUGGACGUCAAGGGGCAGACUGCCCUGUAUGUGGCUGUGGUGAAUGAGCACCUGGAGAGUGUUCAGAUCCUCCUGGAAGCUGGCGCAGACCCCAACGGCAGCCGGCACCACCGUAGCACCCCCGUCUAUCAUGCCUCACGCGUGGGCAGGGCUGACAUCCUGAAGGCGCUCAUCAGGUAUGGGGCUGAUGUUGAUGUCAACCACCACCUGACGCCUGAGGUCCAGCCCCCUUUCUCCCGGCGCCUCACCUCCCUGGUGGUGUGCCCCUUGUACAUCAGCGCGGCCUACCACAACCUGCAGUGCUUCAAGCUGCUCCUCCAGGCGGGGGCGAACCCCGACUUCAACUGCAACGGGCCUGUCAACACGCAGGCCUUCUACCGGGGCUCCCCGGCCUGUGUCAUGGAUGCUGUCUUGCGCCACGGCUGUGAGGCGGCCUUUGUGAGCCUGCUGGUGGAAUUUGGAGCCAACCUGAGCCUGGUGAAGUGGGAGUCCCUGGGCCCAGAGUCGAGGGGCCGGAGGAAGGUGGAUCCCGAGGCCCUGCAGGUCUUUAAAGAAGCCCGAAGUGUCCCCAGGUCCCUGCUGGGUCUGUGCCGCGUGGCCGUGAGAUGGGUUCUUGGCAAACGCCGACUCCACCUGAUCCCCUCACUGCCCUUGCCGGACCCCGUGAAGCGGUUUCUGCUGUACGAGUAG